AUGAUCCGACUGCCUUGUCGCAUUCCUGGUUGCAAACGGGUCUUCAAAAAUAAGUCAGGCCAAACGAAGCAUGUCCGCACAGCACACAGCCUUUUGCACAAUCGUGUAACCUUCCAUCAAGCAGCUCCCGACCUUCGCUCUCCAAGUCUCGAGAAUCCUGCCUUUGACGAUCAACCUCCAAGUCCCCAGCACCACGACUUUGAUGAAAACAAUGAUGGAGCGUUUAUGCCAGAGGAGGGCCUGCAGUUGGGGCCACUGUUCCGGACGUUCCAUCCUCUUCUUACAGGCCGAAAGUGCGAUAUUCAUGGCAACUUUAUUAACCAGAAUGCGCCUCCACCAUCCAGAACUGAAGCCUCACCUACUGACUGGACGCCGUAUGAAAGCCGGGUUGCAUUUGAGACAGCAGAGUUCUUAUAUACACGUAACCAAAUGUCUGCGGCUCAAAUCGACACUCUUCUCGACCUCUGGGCAGCAACACUUAUUCAACACAAUGAUAGUCCUCCGUUCACUGGCCAUCGUGACUUAUAUGAAACUAUCGAUUCGACUCCCCUCGGUGAUGUCGCCUGGGAGACUUUCACCAUGUCUUAUGAUGGAGUCAAGCCAGCUGAAGACAUUCCACCCUGGAUGACUGCCAAAUACGAUGUGUGGUUCCGUGAUCCGCGUCUACUUGUUCAUCACAUGCUUUCCAACCCUGACUUUGACGCUGAGAUAGAAUAUGUUCCGUAUCGGGACUAUACUAACAAUGAUCAGCGUUGUUACAAGAACUUUUUCUCUGGUGAUUGGGCCUGGAAGCAAGCGGACAUUAUCGCAGAGGAUCCAGAAACUCACGGAUCGACCUUUGUGCCUUUAAUCAUUGGCAGCGACAAGACUACAGUCUCGGUCACUACGGGACACACUGAGUAUCAUCCACUCUAUAUGUCAAUCGGCAACAUUUUCAAUGGAGUUCGGCGCGCACAUCACAACGGUGUAGUACUGGUGGGCUUUCUGGCUAUUCCCAAAAGCACAAAGGAACAUUUGGACGACAAAGACUUCCGCAAUUUCUGCUGUCAAAUGUUUCACUCCUCGCUCGCCAAGAUAUUUGAGUCUGUGAAGUUGAAUAUGACGAUCCCUGACAUUGUGCGCUGCCCCGACAGUCAUUAUCGACGUAUCAUCUAUGGGCUAGGCCCAUACAUAGCAGAUUAUCCAGAGCAACUCAUGCUGUCAGGAGUUGUUCAAAACUGGUGUCCAAAGUGUCUAAAUCAUCGUAAGAAUCUCGACAGCGGUGGUCCAUCUUUGCUCCGGUGCCAAGAACACACCGACCUCCUGGUUCAAGAACUGCAGCAUGCCCACCUCUGGCAUGAAUAUGGCAUCAUUCAAGAGGUUGUGCCAUUCACAAAUGAUUUCCCUCGAGCCGAUAUCCACGAACUUAUCUCUCCGGACAUCCUGCACCAGAUCAUCAAGGGGACGUUUAAAGAUCACCUUGUUAACUGGGUAGAAGAAUAUUUGUUACUCACACACAGGGCUUCAUGCGCAGCUGAAAUUAUGGAUGAUAUUGAUCGAAGGAUCGCAGCCAUUGCUCCUUUUGCAGGUUUACGACGCUUUCCACAAGGGCGUGGAUUCAAGCAGUGGACGGGUGACGACUCUAAGGCGCUGAUGAAGGUAUAUAUACCCGCCAUCAAAGGACAUGUACCUUGGGAUGUCAUUCGCGCAUUUAGCGCAUUUCUCGAUUUCUGUUACAUAGUUCGACGAGACACGCUCACAGAGGAUGACCUCACCCAACUUCAAGAUGCACUCAACCGUUUUCACCAGUACCGCGAAAUCUUCAAGACGACAGGAGUUGUGCCUGACUUCUCACUUCCACGCCAACACUCUCUUAACCACUAUUUCCUCAUGAUUCGACUCUUUGGUGCCCCAAAUGGCCUUUGCUCGUCAAUUACCGAGUCGAAGCACAUCAAGGCCGUUAAAGAGCCUUGGCGUCGCUCCAGCAGAUACAAAGCAUUAGGCCAAAUGCUGCUCACCAACCAACGCCUCGAUAAAAUAGCAGCAGUGCGAAGCGACUUUGAAGCUCGUGGCAUGCUUCAAGGCUCGUGUGUAUCUGAUGCAUUGCGUGCACUGAAAAAUCGUAGUCGCGAGCUUCCAGACAAUGACAGUGACGACAAUGACAGUGAUGACAAUGACAACAACGAACUUGCGGACACAUUACAGGCUCUUCCUGACCGUUUGCGCAUCAACGAGCGACCAAAUCAGUCCGUCGAGGUAGAUGCGGCCGAGAUAGUUGAUGGACCUGCUGCCCAGGCUCACGUGGAACUUGCUGCGCUCCCCAUACCGGGUGGUGCGCAUGAUGUCUCUGCACUUGCACUCGAACUUGAACUCCCGAACUUCCCCACAAUGAUCCAGCAGUUCCUUUACGACCAGCUUCAUGUUGGAGACCACGAGGCCCCCAAUUUCGACCCUGUGGCAGCACCAUCUUUCAUGGGCCGAGUUUCGGUUUUCAGCUCGGCAGCAGCAUCAUUCCAUGCCCCCAGUGACCUCAGUGGCACUGGAGGCAUGCGACGUGAGCACAUUCGGGCGACGACAUCAUGGCAAGGAGGUCCUGCUAGGCAUGACUGUGUAUUGGUCAGUACAAACAACGAGGUCAAUUGUGGCUUGGAUGGACUUGCCGUUGCAAGAGUAUUGCGCUUUCUCGGUUUCAAGUACCGGACGAAAUACCUGCAAUGUGCAGUUGUUCACUGGUUCUCGUACAUCACAGACAGCCGGGAUCCUGACACUGGAAUGCACAUUGUUGCACCGUCGACUAAUGAUGAUGGCACACCAGAUAUCUCACUUAUCCAUAUUGAUUGUAUAUUCCGCACAGCUCAUCUUAUUCCUCUCUAUGGUGCUGAUUUCUUGCCUCGUGAAAUCACCCCUCAUGACAGCUACAAUGUAUUUCGCGCAUUCUACAUCAAUAAGUAUGUCGACCAUCAUGCAUUUGAAGUAGCAUGA
Molecule: messenger RNA, 2961 nt
Organism: Suillus plorans
Lineage: Eukaryota; Fungi; Basidiomycota; Agaricomycetes; Boletales; Suillaceae
Exons: 10
Coding region: 1-2961 (986 amino acids)
Source: RefSeq, a predicted model, not a curated record